Sycon ciliatum is the source of this 1569-nucleotide messenger RNA. RefSeq lists its product as uncharacterized. The record is from RefSeq and is a predicted model, not a curated record. NCBI's taxonomy places the organism in Eukaryota, Metazoa, Porifera, Calcarea, Leucosolenida, Sycettidae. The transcript is spliced from 9 exons. Bases 57 to 1373 code for a protein of 438 amino acids.
UCAACGUCCGGUUUCGCAUUUCUCUCCUCUUCCCACAACACGAUUAGCAUUCGAGAAUGGCAUCGUGUGGAUCCCGAGCAAGGGCACCGCCGGCAUUGACAGUGACACUGGUGCUGCUCCUAGGCCUAGCUGUGGUUCUUCCGUCAUGCCACACUGCCAGCAUCGACAUGCCCAAUGUUCCGGGUUAUCCAGCAGAGUAUGACAGCGAGCACGCCAUCAUCGACGCCGCAACGUCAGCGUUCAGCUGCGAGGAGGGCUACUAUGAGCGAUGCGCCAGUCCGCCCUGCGCCGGCGGUGUUGAGCGCACGCCUGCCAGCGCCGGCUUGGUGGACGGGCGUCUCACCUGGACCAAUCUCCCUACUUGCGAAGAAAUGGGCACAUUCACGUGCGGCGCUUCCACCUAUCUCCAUGGUGACAAUAGGACCACGCUGAGCAGCGCACGUCAGAGCUGUCUGAACGCCAACUCUACUCUGCUCAACCAUCUCUUUCUGGCUAGUCUGAGCGGUGAGGAGCGUGGCUGUGUGCUCGACAGGGCCAAUCCGAAUUGGAACGUCGACGCCAACGGAAGACGGUAUGCGUUUGAUAGGGACCAUGACGACUUCACUAUUCCCCAGGGUGACGGGGCGGUCUUUGCUUUUGUUUGCCUUCCAACCAACUACAAGUCGCUGAUGGCCAGCUCUGCUCCAGACGUGGACACCAGGAGCGAAGUGCUCAGAUGCAGAGGCUUGCCCGAGGUGUACAGCUGUGAGCAUGAGGACACUACGUUUGUCAGCAUGCCAGGCUACGUGGAAUUUCACCUCUGCCUGCCGCAAUGCUCAAACCAAGCACCACUUCCACCCACUCAAGAACUCGCCUUCGGAGAAUUCAGCGUCACCUUCAAUAAGUACGAGCAUGGGGUCACCGCCCCCGUUGCAAGGUCUGAGUGUAAACGCCAGGGCAGGCAACUUCUCCAUGUUAAGGAUUUGAAUGCCUUCAAAUUUCAUCUCUUUUUCGCUAUCAAACUGAAGUUUUCUUCAUUGGAAGAUAUCUGGGUGGUGAAUUCGGGCAGGAGGAUUGCCAAGUAUUAUAUUCAACGGAGAUAUAUUGUGAAUGAAGAACUUCACUCGCGCUCUUUUGCACAUGGCUUCAUCUGUACCAAAGAUGUCUCUGCCAAUAGAUGCAUUGGGCAGAACCGUUGCCCGGAGAACCACCAAUGUAUACACAAGGGCAAAGGCUUCGCGUGUAAAGGCACUAGGCGUUGCGAUGGUGAAGCACUUUGUCCUGUCCCAUUUGAAAACUGCUUGAACACAACCAGGGGCUUCGAGUGUAGAAAAGCAAGCAUAACGCCGGGCCCUAUCAGAGAGACGCUGGACUACAUAGCAAAUCUCGGCUGAACCAAUAAUUGAUCCUACUACGCUACGCCCAACAUCUCCCUGUUAAUGACUGUAUCGUGCAUUCACAAAAAAGACGAAACGGCUGUGUUGGCAAAAUGAGUUAUAUCGUGCACAGCUAUCUCUUUUCAUCCUCUAACUCUACAAUGAUCUCUUCCUACAGUGUACGCAUCGUACCGCUACCGAUCUUAGUCUAUGA